Sipha flava (yellow sugarcane aphid) is the source of this 1818-nucleotide messenger RNA. RefSeq names its product protein transport protein Sec61 subunit alpha (gene Sec61alpha). The record is from RefSeq and is a predicted model, not a curated record. The transcript has 9 exons. Gene Ontology annotation, biological process: post-translational protein targeting to membrane, translocation; SRP-dependent cotranslational protein targeting to membrane, translocation. Bases 206 to 1636 code for a protein of 476 amino acids. Lineage: Eukaryota; Metazoa; Arthropoda; Insecta; Hemiptera; Aphididae. Gene Ontology annotation, molecular function: transmembrane protein transporter activity; signal sequence receptor activity; ribosome binding. Gene Ontology annotation, cellular component: Sec61 translocon complex; membrane.
AUGUGUGUUCGUGUUGAUGUUGUCGGUCAAGCCGCUACGUGGUUGAUAUACGUUUCACUGAAAGUGAACCGUAGUCAUACCGCCGUUCUGUAUACGUUUACUUUUUCUCGAUCAUUCAUUUCGUAUGGUUCCUUACGUGAAAUACGUGUCGUUUUACCUCUGAUGUACUUGAAUUGAAGACUGUCGUGAACACGUAUCAAUCGUCAUGGGUUUUAAAUUUUUAGAAGUAAUUAAACCAUUUUGCAGUAUAUUGCCAGAAAUUGCCAAGCCUGAACGAAAAAUCCAAUUUAGAGAAAAAGUAUUAUGGACUGCCAUCACAUUAUUCAUUUUUUUGGUGUGCUGUCAAAUACCUUUGUUUGGAAUUAUGAGUUCAGACUCUGCAGAUCCAUUCUAUUGGAUCCGUGUGAUUUUGGCUUCAAAUAGAGGUACUUUAAUGGAACUGGGAAUAUCUCCUAUUGUAACUUCAGGUCUUAUUAUGCAAUUGUUGGCGGGAGCCAAAAUCAUUGAAGUCGGUGAUACUCCUAAAGAUCGUGCAUUAUUCAAUGGCGCUCAAAAAUUAUUUGGUAUGGUCAUUACUGUUGGUCAAGCAAUUGUUUAUGUUAUGACUGGUAUGUAUGGUGAUCCUAGUGAAAUUGGAGCUGGUGUUUGCUUGUUAAUCAUCAUUCAGCUGUUUGUGGCUGGAUUAAUUGUCUUAUUGUUGGAUGAACUUUUGCAAAAAGGAUAUGGGUUAGGUUCAGGAAUAUCACUUUUCAUUGCCACCAAUAUUUGUGAAACAAUAGUUUGGAAAGCAUUUAGUCCAACUACUGUGAACACUGGCCGAGGAACUGAGUUUGAAGGAGCUGUUAUAGCUCUAUUCCAUUUAUUAGCUACAAGACAAGAUAAAGUUAGAGCACUAAGAGAAGCAUUUUAUAGACAAAACCUACCAAAUUUGAUGAAUUUACUUGCAACUGUUUUAGUGUUUGCUAUUGUCAUUUAUUUCCAAGGUUUCCGAGUUGAUUUACCUAUUAAGUCUGCUAGGUACCGUGGACAAUACAGCAGUUAUCCGAUUAAGUUAUUCUAUACAUCUAAUAUUCCAAUUAUCUUACAAUCUGCUUUAGUGUCAAAUUUAUAUGUUAUAUCUCAGAUGUUGGCUGUUAAAUUUCAUGGUAAUAUUUUAGUAAACCUAUUGGGUGUAUGGGCUGAUGUCGGCGGUGGUGGACCAGCUCGAGCAUACCCAGUUGGUGGAUUAUGCUAUUAUCUAUCUCCACCAGAGAAUCUUUCCCACAUUGCAGAAGAUCCAAUUCAUGCUAUUCUUUAUAUUGUAUUUAUGUUGGGAUCAUGUGCAUUCUUUUCCAAAACAUGGAUUGAAGUAUCUGGAUCAUCAGCAAAAGAUGUUGCAAAACAAUUAAAAGAACAACAGAUGGUUAUGCGAGGUCACAGGGACAAUUCUAUGAUACAUGAACUGAACCGUUACAUACCUACUGCUGCAGCAUUUGGAGGACUUUGUAUUGGUGCAUUAUCUGUUUUAGCUGAUUUCAUGGGUGCCAUUGGAUCAGGCACUGGUAUCCUGCUAGCUGUUACUAUCAUAUACCAGUAUUUUGAAAUAUUUGUUAAAGAACAGAGUGAAAUGGGUGGUAUGAGUACUCUGUUGUUCUAAGAUGUUUAACAAAUCAUCGAACAGUUUAUGAAAUUGUCGAAAAAUCACUGAAUCCCUAUGGGACAGAACUGUUGUCAUGGUCUUUGUGUGACUCAAAUUAUUCUGAAAAUAACUUUAUUUUUAAAACUAAUUUUUUUUCAUUGAUCAAUCGACAUACAGCUUUACAAAAUAAUAGUAUUUUA